Molecule: messenger RNA, 1747 nt
Organism: Cuscuta campestris
Lineage: Eukaryota; Viridiplantae; Streptophyta; Magnoliopsida; Solanales; Convolvulaceae
Source: the annotation of a GenBank genome assembly
GCGUCAUCAUAACAUGGUAGAAACUAGAGCUUAUAUGCCACCAAGGCACCAAGGGGGACGAAGCCUACUGCCGAAACCGAAUCGGAAAGAGAGUGCCGCCGGUAGAGAGACGCCGCCGGUAGAGAGACGCCGCCGCUGCACCCUCCAGGCAAUCGAAAUGGCCGUGGGAGUUGAAGCAAAAGCCAACCAGAAAGAUGAUUUAAGGUUGUCUAUUUCUCUGCAAUUUCUCAUCGAGUUUGGAGACAGGCAGCGAACGGAGAAGCACAGAAAGCAGCGAUUGAUUCAGGGGUACCUUGUUAGGCCAGCAUUCGUCUGCUAUUCGCGGAUUAAGCUCAAUCAGCCGCCGUUCAGAUGAUCCAAUGACAUGAGACCUUGUUGGCUUAUGAGCAGCAGGUUAAAAACAUCCCAAAGCUCGAAUCUUUUCUUCUCAAACAACAUAUGAUGGCGCCCCGGUGGAAAGGAAAGGGAGCAGAAAGCAAAGCACUUGCAGAUCCCAUGUCCAGCAUAGUAUCAAAUCUUCACUCUUCUCUGCUCCAAUCCAACUCUACGGGAUCACUCGUCGAUUCCACCAUACUCUUCGAAGCCGAUGCAGAAAAAACCGACCUUCUGAACCGGGCUUGUUUUGGCAGGCCUAGGAUAACAGCCCAGAAGGUCACACAGUGGUUUGAAUUCAGCCUGGAAGAAGCAUUUUACCUGUGCUGUUCUCUGAAAUGCAUCACUAUUGUGGACCAGAAUCAAUGCCAAAUAAGUGUCAAAGAGCUGUGGGAGCAUAUGACACACAAAAGGGAUAACUUUCCUCUCAUGUGCAAAGCAUACUGUCAUCUCAGGUCAAAGAAUUGGGUGGUCAGGUCCGGGUCCCAGUACGGCGUAGACUUUGUCGCGUAUCGCCAUCACCCGGCUCUGGUGCACUCGGAGUAUGCGGUUCUUGUUUUGCCGCCAGAAGGAGGCGGUCGUCUGAGAGUGUGGUCUGACUAUCACUGCACUCUCCGGCUCUGCGGCAGUGUCGCAAAGACAUUGCUGGUUCUUUAUGUGGAUGAAGACAACAAUGUUGGUGUCGAAUCGCCGUGGAAUUUGGAUAAUUACGUCGUCGAGGAGAGAAUUGUCACUAGAUGGAGUCCAGAACAAUGCCGUGAAGACAAAGUGGUUAGUUAGCACUUGACCUUCAUUACUGUGCUUUCUCUCUUUAUUUUCUUUCCAUUGUUGUAAGAGUAGAGAAACCUUUUUUGGGGUAAAAACUGGACCUGUGUUUUGGGAUUUUCAAUUUGUAUUCUUUUAAUAGAUUGAGUGGAAGAACAGCUAAAGUGAAAUGGCUUUCCUUCCAUUGUUGUAAGGUGAUACUUAUAGUACAUGUAAUGUUAGACUGCUUGAUCAUGUAAAAAGAAGAUGAACAUGAGAUGUAUUUAUUUCUCCCAUUUCGUUGUGAUUCUUGAACAAAGGAGAUUGAGUUUUAGUUGUAAGUUAAACAUUCCUCUAGGAAAACGAGGCCAACUUUGCUCAUCAAUUAAAUGAUUUGAAAUGAAAAGAACCCUUCCAAUGAAUGCACAUUUUUUUUAAAAUUUUUUUUAGUGAUCUACAACCAAGAGAUCACUAAAUACUUCACGAUGACACCGGAACUCUACGGUGCUCCAUUGGAUCCAUGACUUCAACCCCUAGCAUUUCACCAAAAUGAAGGGCUAAGAUAUUCAGAGCACACCAACAAUACAAACAAGACCCAAAGCAAGGCUGGCAUUAAAGCUACAUACAAUCC